AUGAGGAGGAGGAUGACGCUCGUCGCCCUGGCGAGCGGCCGCGCGGUGCGGGCGCUCCGGCCGCUGGCGCGCGCGCGGCAGCCGCUCCGGGCCGCGACCGCGCUGCGGAGCACGGCGACGCGGCCGGCCUUCCUCGACGCCAAGGAGCCGCUGCCGGCGUCCUACGACUUCGGCGUCGAGGGCCCGUUAUAUGAAUGGUGGGAGGCCAGCGGCAAGUUUAAACCUAAGGAGGAGGAGCACGAGCGCGGCGCGUACACGUGCCCCAUGCCGCCUCCCAAUGUCACCGGAAGGUUACAUUUAGGACAUGCGAUGUUCGUGGCGUUGCAGGAUAUUCUGGCGCGGUUCCACCGGAUGCGGGGGCGGCCGACGCUGUGGUUGCCGGGUACCGACCACGCCGGAAUAGCCACCCAAUUACUUGUGGAGAGGGCCAUCACGGCGGAAGGACUGAACAGAGUGGAGAUGGGCCGCGAGAAGUUCCUGGAUCGAGUCUGGCAGUGGAAGGAGGACAACGGUGGGGCCAUCUGCUCGCAGAUGCGUAGAUUAGGAGCGUCGGCCGAUUGGUCUAGGGAGAAGUUCACGUUGGACGACGACAUGUCGACGGCCGUCACGGAGGCCUUCGUGCGGCUCCACGAGAAAGGUUUAGUUUAUCGAGGUUCCCGCAUGGUCAACUGGAGUCCCAAUCUCGGCACCGCCGUCUCUGAUCUCGAAGUAGAAUUCGUGGAGAGAGAAGGAUUGUUAUAUUACUUCAAGUACGAGGUCGAAGGCGGCGGCUACCUGCCCGUCGCGACGUCGCGACCAGAAACCAUACUAGGAGAUACCGCGGUCUGUGUCAACCCCGACGACGAUAGAUACAAAGACUAUGUGGGCAAGCAAUGUAUCGUGCCCAUGAGUGGUGGGAGGACGAUCCCCAUCUUGGCGGACGACUACGUCGACGUCGAGUUCGGUACGGGAGCUCUCAAAGUGACGCCCGGCCACGACGCGAACGAUUAUGCUAUUGGUCAAAGAAAUAACCUGCCCAUCAUCAACAUCAUGGACGAGAAGGGGGCGUUGAACGAGAACGGCGGUGAUUAUGCCGGGAUGGAUCGGUUUAAGUGUAGGAAGCAGUUGUGGAAGGACAUGGAGGCCGCGGGAUUGGUCCUGAAGACCGAACCGCACGUCUCGCGCGUCCCGAUCUCUCAACGGGGCGGGGAAGUCGUCGAGCCGCUCGUCUCCACCCAAUGGUUCGUGAAGAUGGACAAUAUGGCUUCGAGAGGUGUCGACGCCGUGCGACAGGGAGACAUUCAGAUCGUCCCGAAACGCUUCGAGAAGGAGUGGUACAAUUGGCUCGAGAACAUCCAGGACUGGUGCGUGUCGCGCCAGUUGUGGUGGGGCCACCAGAUACCCGUGUAUUACGCGGAGGGGUAUGACGGGUACUUUUGUGCGAGAUCGGAGGAAGAUGCGAGGAAGCAAGCGACCGAGGCCGGCGUAGCUACGACGACACCAUUAACGAGAGACUCUGAUGUAUUAGAUACCUGGUUCUCGUCCGGUUUGUGGCCCUUUGCCACUGUAGGGUGGCCCGAGAACACGCCUGACUUCAAGAAGUUCUACCCCGCGACCUGCCUGGAGACGGGCUACGACAUCCUCUUCUUCUGGGUCGCGCGCAUGGUCAUGAUGGGUCUGGAGUUUACGGAUGAGGUACCGUUCGAUACGAUAUACAUGCAUGGGUUAGUGAGGGACGAGAAGAACGAAAAGAUGUCAAAGACGAAGGGCAACGUCGUGGACCCGCUCGACGUCGUGGAUGAAUACGGUGCUGAUGCGUUGCGGUUCUCGCUGGUGACCGGAGUCACGCCGGGCCAAGACGUCCCGCUGUCGAUGGAACGAGUGAAAGUGAACCGGAACUUCUGUAAUAAAUUAUGGAACGCCGCGCGCUUCCUGGAGCCCAAAAUGGUCACUUCGGGUGGUGUCAUCGACCAGCAAGAAUUAUCUGAGAUGCCUCUGUUCGAACGGUAUAUCGUGUCCGAGGCACACGCUUGUGCCGAGGCCUCGGCAUCAGCCUUGGAAGACUACUCGAUAGGCGACGCGGGCACGCGGGCCUACCGCUUCUUCUACGACGAGUUCGCCGACUGGUACGUCGAGGUCAGCAAGACGCGAAGUGCGGAAGAUCAAGAGGCGUCGCAGCGGGCCUUGUCGUAUUCCUUCGAGGUGUGUCUCAAAUUACUACAUCCCUUCGUGCCGCACGUGACUGAGUACUUGUGGCAGAAGCUCUUUAAUUCUGAUGGUGCUGAUAAGGCGCUCAUGACCGAAUCUUAUCCAUCAUUGGAAGGUCAAAGCUUAGCGCAGGACGCGGAAGCCGUGGCCUUGUUCAACGACUGGAAGGAACUUGUUAGGGCUAUGAGGAACAUCAGGGCCGAGUACAACAUCGAACCCGCGAUAAAAACGGGGCCGACGAUAAUAUGUAGUGACGACGCGUUGGCAGAUGUUAUAAGGAGGGAGACGAAGGCUCUGGCGUUGUUAGCGAAAGUAGAUCCGGAGCGAGUGACGGUGGUCAAGAGCAAGAGUGACGCUGUUAUAGAGGACGACGCCGUGCAAUUAGUCGUGUCCGAUGGUUUGGAAGUCUUCCUGCCCCAACAAGACCUAGCUAAAGAUGUCAAGAAGGAGUUGGAUAGACUAUCCACGCAACUAAAAAAGCUCGUCAAGGACAUCGGCGGCCUGGAGGGGCGCCUCGGCAACCCGGGUUUUGCGGAUAAGGCGCCCGCGGACGUCGUCGCGGCGACGCGCGCGUCCCUCGAAGAGAAGCUCGAGCAGAAGGCGACGCUCGACGCGUCGAUCGCGGAGCUGGAGAAGCAGUAA
Pelagomonas calceolata is the source of this 2829-nucleotide messenger RNA. The record is from the annotation of a GenBank genome assembly. NCBI's taxonomy places the organism in Eukaryota, Pelagophyceae, Pelagomonadales, Pelagomonadaceae.